AUGCCAGUAAAAUGUUGUUUCCACAGGUCUACGUCUAGGGAAGCCAUGGCGUGGUCUCAGUCCAUGGACACACUGCUAGCUAACAAAGCUGGUCUAGACGCCUUUAGGACAUUUCUCAAAUCAGAGUUCAGUGAGGAGAAUGUUGAAUUCUGGUUGGCCUGUGAAGACUUCAAGAAAACCAAGUCGGCUGAAAAAAUAAUCUCCAAAGCAAAGAUGAUAUAUUCUGAAUUCAUACAAGCUGAUGCUCCUAAAGAGAUUAACAUCGACUUCAGUACCAGAGACCUGAUCUCACAGAACAUCUCAGAACCAACUCUCAGAUGUUUCGAUGACGCUCAGAGAUUGAUUUAUAGCCUCAUGGCAAAAGACUCUUUCCCUCGGUUUCUCAAGUCAGAGGUUUAUAAGAAAUUGAUAAAUGGUCAACAAAAUGGAAGUCAGAAAAAAUGGCUUCCUUUUCUAUGA
Messenger RNA from Tachyglossus aculeatus (Australian echidna), 459 nucleotides. RefSeq names its product regulator of G protein signaling 21 (gene RGS21). Lineage: Eukaryota; Metazoa; Chordata; Mammalia; Monotremata; Tachyglossidae. The coding region runs from base 1 to 459 and encodes 152 amino acids. The transcript is spliced from 4 exons. The record is from RefSeq and is a predicted model, not a curated record.